UUCUCUCUCUCUCUCUCUCUCUCUCCCCCUCUGAAGCCCCCACGCCCCUCCAUCUCUCUCCGCCUUUGGAUAGGGUGCUCCGCGGCCGGUGGCGAUGGCGCAACCAGCGGCACAGGUGGCGCCGGCGACGCAGGGGCGGCAGCAGCAGCGUCAGCAGGCGGGGUUCGGGCAGACGGUGGCGGGGAUCAUCCGGAUGGCAGUGUUCUGGUACUUCGCCAUGAAGUUCUUCUCCCCCAAGAAGCCCUCUGAGCCCUCCCAUCUCAUCUCCAAUCUCUUCCAGAAGGGCGAGCCCUUGGACAUGUGGCUAUAUCUUUCUGAACAGGAGAAGUUUAAUGACUUCGGCAACGAAGAUGCUCUUGUUUGGCAUGAGGCAAACAUUCCAUAUGCAGUUUGGGUCCCGGGUAGUACUAGGUCUACUUCCCUGAAGUAUUAUCCAUCAGAGGCUGUGAAGCACAAUGGGAGCCUGUAUGCUCAUGUUUUCUUUGCACGCUCAGGAUACCCUCCAGAUCCUAGUGAUCCUGAGUAUGAGCCAAAAUCUGCCUUUGGGAGGACACAUCCUGUUGUGACAUUCUUGCCCAAGUCCAAAGCUGAUAAAAGGAAGAGUCUGCUGGGAAAUUCCAAGGGGGCUGAAAAGGAAGAACAAGCACCUGAGUCGAAGGAUGAUACACAGGCAGAAGCUAAGGAUGAGGGUCUGGUAGAAUGGGUCUCCUAUUGGAAACCAAAUAUUACCAUUAAUCUUGUCGAUGAUUUUACACGAUACCCUCAUAACAACAUUCCUCCAAACAUUAUUGGCUAUCUGAAUAUAGAACCUUCUACUGGGAACUACUACCCCACAAUCUUCUUCAAUGAAUUCUGGCUGUUGAGGGAUAAACUGAUACCACUCAAUGAUACUGCGAAGGAGUUGCCCGUUAAUCUGGAAUUGGGUCCAAUUAGCAUGACCAAGUGGCAGUUGUUUUUACAGAUUGAGCAGUCAUUCCAGAUUCACCGUAAUUAUGGAAGUAUGCUUGAAGGCGAGGCUGAUGAACUCAAGAGGGUGUUCUUGGAAGGAAAUCCAUACCUGCUGGUGGUAACGAUGGUUGUAUCUGUACUACAUUCUGUGUUUGAUUUCUUGGCUUUCAAGAAUGAUAUUCAGUUUUGGAAUAAAAACAAGUCUAUGGAAGGAUUAUCUGCAAAAUCAGUGGUGGUGAGCUUUAUCUGCCAGCUGAUUGUUUUCCUUUACCUCCUUGAUAAUGAUACCUCAUGGAUGAUUCUGGCUAGUUCUGGAAUUGGUGUCUGCAUCGAGUUUUGGAAAAUUGGGAAAGCGAUGCAUAUUGAAAUUGACAGAAGCAGAAGGAUUCCAAUGUUGAAAUUUCGAGACCGUGAAUCAUAUACAAAGAACAAAACUAAGGAGUAUGAUGAUCUUGCAAUGAAGUAUCUAUCAUAUGUUCUUUUUUUUCUUGUGGCUUGCUCCUCUGUCUAUUCUCUCAUAUACGAGCAGCAUAAAAGCUGGUAUUCUUGGAUACUCUCUUCUCUCACCAGCUGCGUCUACAUGUUUGGUUUUAUCAUGAUGUGCCCACAGCUCUUCAUAAAUUACAAACUUAAGUCUGUAACUCAUUUACCCUGGAGACAGAUGACCUACAAAUUUCUCAACACUAUCAUUGAUGACCUCUUCGCGUUUGUCAUCAAAAUGCCAAUGCUGCAUCGUUUAUCUGUUUUCCGAGAUGAUGUUAUUUUCUUAAUAUAUUUGUACCAGAGAUGGAUAUAUCCAGUAGAUAGGAAACGUGUUAAUGAGUUCGGCUUUGGAGGUGAAGAUGAAGACCAGAGCAAUCAAAGCUUGGUUGCCAAUGAUGUGACGGCAGCUCAGGAUGGUGAUGCCAGUACUGAUGACAACAAGAAGACCAAUUGAGCUUGAAGAUUCAUAUCGCAGUAGGUGCCAUGGCAUGGCCAGUUUAAAAACGGUUUCAGUUCCUUCGCUGUUGGAUAUAAGUUAGCCCCCCAUCUUGGGUUGGUCAUCUCUGCCACAUGGCAAAAUUUUAUGGCCAAGCUGGAUGAAUGAUAAGGCCGCCAACACCGACCAUUUGAUGUUGCAGUCCUAUGCGCACUAUGAACAGUAUCUUGACGUAUGGGUUGGAUAUACUCUAGAGUUCAUAAACAUUGCUUUGAAUGUAAUUAAACAAAUCAGUAGCUUAAAAUUCAACCAAUAUGUUGGCAUGGUUAGAUGCUGGUGUUUUAUUCCUUCAAGGCAACUCAGGUUUGUUGUGUUGUAACUUGGCCUUAUGGAGAUGUCGUUCAUGGUUCAAAUCAUAUUCGUCAUGUCCAGGUUGGAGUCAGACAUUAACGUGAUCUCGAAGUCUAUGUUUCCAGUUGUUUAUUAUUUGGAUGACACUGCAUAAAGGUGGUUGGGUUGGUGAUGUUUUUCCA
This is a messenger RNA of Elaeis guineensis (African oil palm), 2400 nucleotides long. RefSeq lists its product as uncharacterized. NCBI's taxonomy places the organism in Eukaryota, Viridiplantae, Streptophyta, Magnoliopsida, Arecales, Arecaceae. Gene Ontology annotation, cellular component: membrane; endomembrane system. The record is from RefSeq and is a predicted model, not a curated record.